CUGGAAUCACACAUUAAAUAACGUUGCACCACUUUAUGGCAAAGUUUUUUUUGUCUAACUGUUAGUUUUGUUCGCGGUAUCACAGAUCAUUGCCCAUAUUUAAUUUAACUUUACAUCUGUUCAUGAAAAUUUCAGGAAUGCAGGCGGUGCAGAUGGCAAAGGGCGGGUUAAAAGGCAUCUACCUGAGCGGUUGGCAGGUCGCAGCCGAUGCAAACUUGGCUGCACAAACAUUCCCGGAUCAAAGUUUAUACCCAGCCGACUCCGCUCCGAAGUUGGUCGAGAGAAUCAACAAUGCUUUCCAGAGAGCAGAUCAGAUCCAGCACAUGGAAGGAGGCUAUCCUAAAAUGGAUUAUUUUCUCCCAAUUGUUGCCGACUGCGAAGCUGGAUUUGGUGGGCCUUUGAACGCUUUUGAAAUCGUUAAAAAUAUGGUAAGUAUAGAGCUGGUUUUUCACUCGUGAAUUCCUUCGUGAGCCUCACGAAAAACCAGCUCUAAAGUAUCGAAUACUUUUAUUUGUCAAGCCUGUUUUCCGCUUCAAUCGUAACGUGGCGUUUUCUGUCGAUAGCUUCACCAUCUUGUCUGGAUCAGUACUCAGUAGGGGUUUUCUUCUCUAACGCUUUGAAAUAAACAGACGUGCAGAAAUACAUAAAAACCAAACAGCAGGGUUAGUGCUAAUCCAGCUUUGAACAACCGGCCUCAGAUCAUUUUUUUCAAGCCUCAUAAAAUUGACCUUUGAUUUGUGUAACCCAGAUUAGACUUUCGUAUUUAUAAGUUAAAGUUUCUUUUUAUUGACUUUCAAAAAAAAUAAUUGACAUUCAAACUGCCGGUUAAGGUACUCAGUAUUUUGUCAGCGACAAAUAUGGGAAAAUAUCAGUAGGACAUUAGUGAAAUUAACCCCGUUUAAUUUAAACCCAUGAGCAAAGCAACAAUUUAGCGCUUAGUUUUUAAACUUGUUUUCUAAAAUAUUUUUCACUCUUCGUGUAGAUCAAGGCUGGUGCCUCGGGCAUUCAUCUGGAAGACCAACUGGCCUCGGAGAAGAAGUGUGGUCACAUGGGCGGCAAGGUCCUGGUACCCACUCAACAAUUUAUCCGACUUUUGAACGCCGCGCGAUUAGCUGCUGACGUCAUGGGCGUGACGACCGUUAUUGUUGGCCGUACCGAUGCCAACUCGGCCGGGUUAGUGACGUCGGAUAUUGAUCCUCGGGAUAAACCUUUCCUAACAGGAGAACGAACCCCUGAAGGCUUUUUCCGCAGUCGUGCCGGGUUAGAUCAAGCCAUCGCGCGAGCCUUGGCUUACGCACCCUAUUGUGACGUCCUCUGGUGCGAAACAAGCAAACCGAACAUAGAGGAAGCACGAAGAUUUGCUCAAGCUGUCCACGCUAGAUUCCCUGGGAAGCCGCUCGCGUACAACUGUUCCCCCUCGUUCAACUGGAAGGCUAACCUCAACGACCGCGAAAUCGCUGUAUUUCAAAAAGAACUGGGACGACUUGGUUACCGAUUCCAAUUCGUAACGUUGGCUGGUUUUCACUCUCUAAAUCAUGCCAUGUUCAAGUUAGCUCGUGAUUACAGAGACAAUGGCAUGACGGCGUAUACGAAAAUACAAGAAGACGAAUUCAAUCAAGCGAAGUUUGGUUUCACGGCGCACAAACAUCAACGUGAAGUCGGAGUGUCGUAUUACGAUGCCAUAGCUAUGGCGGUGAGCGGUGGAAACAGUUCAGUGACCGCUUUUAAGGGUUCGACUGAAGACGAACAAUUUAAGCAUAAAUUGUAA
Paramuricea clavata is the source of this 1768-nucleotide messenger RNA. The record is from the annotation of a GenBank genome assembly. NCBI's taxonomy places the organism in Eukaryota, Metazoa, Cnidaria, Anthozoa, Malacalcyonacea, Plexauridae.